This is a messenger RNA of Conger conger (European conger), 1889 nucleotides long. RefSeq names its product dipeptidase 2 (gene dpep2). Gene Ontology annotation, molecular function: metallodipeptidase activity. The coding region runs from base 420 to 1445 and encodes 341 amino acids. Lineage: Eukaryota; Metazoa; Chordata; Actinopteri; Anguilliformes; Congridae. The record is from RefSeq and is a predicted model, not a curated record. The transcript is spliced from 11 exons. Gene Ontology annotation, biological process: proteolysis.
AAAUUUCCGGUUGUUGACUUCAGAUAGCAAUUGGCGAUUCAGAAAGCGGGGUGUGUUAAUUCAGACUGGAGUAAGACACCGUGUACAGCCGUUUGACUGUCAAAGGAGCUACGCGGGAUUGUAAAAUGUUGCCCUUGAUGUUGGCCAAACGGAGAAAGCUCAACUGCAUCCAACCAAGAUUGAUUGCCUUCAUGUUAUUUACAAUGACUUCAGGGACUCAUCUGAAGGAGAGCGCUUUGGAGUUAAUGACGAAAUAUCCCUUGGUUGAUGGGUAAAUCUUGUUAUUUUGCAGGCAUAAUGAUCUUGCCUUACAACUGAGGAUUUUUCGUAACAACAGACUUCGCCAAAUUGACCUACAUAAUUUCAGCAAUGUUGCCACAGACAUAAAUCGACUGAGAGCCGGUCAUGUUGGAGGACAGAUGUUUUCAGCCUAUGUGAUGUGUCCGGCUCAGGACAAGGACGCGGUCAGACUCACACUGGAGCAGAUCGAUGUCAUCCGUCGCAUGUGCAGCGAGUACCCGGAGUUUGAGCUGGUCACAACCGCCCAAGCCUUGAUGAGCUCUAAGAAGAUUGCUUGCCUUAUCAGCAUAGAGGGAGGCCACUCCAUCGACAGCAGCCUGGCGACCCUGCGCAUGUUCUACCAGCUGGGUGUGCGCUCCAUGGCCCUCACACACACCUGCAACACACCCUGGGCAGAAUCCUCUUCUAAGCUUUACAAGGUUUAUUCAAGAAAAAACAAUAGCCUGACGGAUUUUGGUAAGGCAGUGGUGCUGGAGAUGAAUCGGCUGGGGAUGAUGAUUGACCUGUCCCACAGCUCCUGGGACACUGCCGAGGCUGUGCUGCACUUCUCCAAGGCCCCCGUGAUCUUCAGCCACUCGUCCGCCUUCGCUGUGUGUGGCCACGAGCGGAACGUCCCUGACCAGCUGCUGCGCAUGCUGAAAGAAAACACAGGUGUCGUUAUGGUGAACUUGCACAGUGGGUUUUUGGCUUGUGGUGACAAAGGAAAUGUCUCUAUUGCAGCUGACCAUUUUGAUCACAUAAAAAAUGUGAUUGGAGCUGAGUCCAUAGGAAUAGGCGGAGAUUACGAUGGGGCCAAAAUGUUUCCUCACGGCUUGGAAGAUGUGUCAACGUAUCCGGCCUUGAUCCAGGAACUUCUGCGCAGAAACUGGACAGAAGAAGAGCUGGCCGACCUCCUGAGGCGCAACUUCCUCAGGGUGUUUCACAGGGUGGAAGAAGUACGUGAUGAAAUGGAAUUGGUUCAUCCAGGGGAAGAAGAGAUCCCAUUAUUAGAGGCUGCAAACCCAUGUCGCCUGAUUCUGAGGCCUCCCACACAAACUAUUAAAUCAGACCCUUCAGUUUCUUCACAUCCUAGCAAAGUAGUCCAACGUAGUCUUUUUCUGGUCACCAUGUGUGUCAUACUCAUCCAACAGACUGUUUUCAUGUAGUCUCCUGGUGUUCGCAUUUUUUUUGUCUGCAGGCCCUAUAGUUUACAUCGCAAAGUCACGAUCGCAGACUUUGUAAAGAGUCUUAGGGCAUUGAAUAUUUAAUGGAAUUUUAUUUUACCUUUGAUUUUCAGAAUUUAACUUUCAUGAAUCUUAUAGUCAGUCUAUUUUCCACAUUAUUUCAUCCAGGGCAUUUUCCCGGAGAAUAAAAUAGCCAAUGUAUAAUCUUUUAAAUGUAAUCUUUGUAUGAGAUUCUGUAAAUGGAUGAGCUUGAGUCUACUCUACACCUGUUUUACACCCAUAAACUAAAUAUUUCUGUCAGUUUAACUGAUGAAUAUUGUAGAAGAUUAACUGAAAUGUACAGUAUUUGGAAUGCUGGGUAUUUAUUUUAUGAAAAAAAAAUGUUUUACAGAAUGUAUCUAGUCAUAAAACAUUUUCAAAACUCUU